Messenger RNA from Exophiala bonariae, 873 nucleotides. RefSeq lists its product as uncharacterized. The record is from RefSeq and is a predicted model, not a curated record. The transcript has 3 exons. NCBI's taxonomy places the organism in Eukaryota, Fungi, Ascomycota, Eurotiomycetes, Chaetothyriales, Herpotrichiellaceae. Gene Ontology annotation, cellular component: chromosome, centromeric region; nucleus; MIS12/MIND type complex. Bases 1 to 873 code for a protein of 290 amino acids. Gene Ontology annotation, biological process: mitotic cell cycle; mitotic sister chromatid segregation; kinetochore assembly.
AUGACGAUGUCAGAUCCUGUCCAAACAUCCACGGCGUUGCUCACUGAACAUCUGCAAUACACUCCUCUCUCACUGAUUGACGACAUCAUCAAUUCCGUCAACAACUUCGUGUACCAGGGCGUGGGAAGUCUCGAGAUUGGGCUACUCUCUACCCCUCCCGAAAGACUAGGAUUCAAAGCAGUCAAGCAUGAUGAUACGGAUGGUACAAGCCAGGAAGACUUUCCAGAAGCGAAGCAAGAGAUUGAAGAGGGACUGCAUCAACUAGAGACACUGCUCAACUCGACCGUGGACAAAAACUUCGACAAAUUUGAGAUUUAUGUGUUGAGGAACAUCCUCUCGGUUCCGGCAGACUUAGGUAUAUCAUACCCACCUCCGGAAAAUGGGCCUACCGCUGAGAGCGUACAACUGCUUCGACAGCAACUCGCGGCCUCACGAGCAGUCUCCCGCGCCCUCUUGGAAGAACAGACCAGGAAUGAAGCAAUCCUUGGGCAAUUGCGAGGUAUUGUGGGCAGCACCCCAGGCGCAUCAAACAGCCUGUCUUUCCUCACUACAGCUGCACCUCUGGUUCAACAAACCUUGACAACGAAUACCAAUUUUGUGCUCUCUCAGUUACCGGCGAUCAGGAAUCUACUUAACGAGCUACGACCCAAAUUGGCCGCUUUGAGAGAAGCCAAGGGGCUGCUGCAAGCAGAUACAGCAAAGGAAGAAUUGAGAGCAGAACGAAGACAGUACAUCGAACAGCGCACGAGAAUGCACUUGGAACGAAAUGGUCAGACUCUUGGAGAAGAGUCUGCAAUGGUGUCUGGUAAGCGAGUUGAUCCGGAGGAGGUUCAAGCUUUGGAAAAGGUUGCCUCCAUAUUUGAGCCGACCUAA